AAGAGGAAAAAUUUAGAGUGCGAGAGCACAAAACUGAAAAACAUAUAUAUGUGAGAAGAGCAGACAUGGCUGUGUAAGCUGAGGAAGAGCAGCAGCAGGAGGAGGAGGAGGACAAUGCUGGAGACAGGGCUGCAUGUUGGUGUCUGCUCAGGUGUGCACAGUCUCUAGUCAAUCUGGGGGUCAGGCAGGGCGCAGGAGUUGCUCAUGUACGAAUCAGAAAUACAUCUGUACGACUGAAGGUGGAACUCGAAAGUGAAGUCCAGGGAGAUUUUACUUGUUCAGCUUCUGGAAUCCAUGCAGCUUCGGGCAGGAACUCCUCUUCUCCGGUGAUCACACACAGCCUGCAGCCAUGGAGAAGCAACUGGAGGACCUGAAGCAGCAGCUGGAAAAACAAUGUCAGAUCAACCAGGAGCUGCAGAGGCAGAAUACAGACCUGGAACAACGACUGCAGGAGAAAGAAAAUCUUUUGCAGGAACUGCAGAGUCAAUAUCACGAAUUGGAGUUCCCCUCCAACAGCGGUAAUGAGAUUGAACCACAGGUCAGGCAGAGCCGUUCGGCCGUCAUUGCCUCCGAGCCAAUACACGAGAACCUGGAGAUUACAGGCACCGCGGUCAAGAAAACUGUCAGCGAGACAAAUCUGAUCGUGAAAUCCAUCCAGAAGAACGACUUCCUGAGCCGCCUGGACGAUGAACAAACCGCCAUGAUGGUGGACCUCCUGGUGGCGUCUGACUACAAACCGGGCAGGGAAGUGAUAAAAGAGGGCUCUGAAGGAGACAGCAUGUACAUCGUGGCAGCUGGGGAGCUCCUUGUCACCCAGGCGGGCCAGGAACUCCGGACUCUGACCAGCGGUGAUGUGUUCGGGGAACUCGCCAUCCUGUACAACUGCAAGCGGACAGCCACGGUCAAAGCCAAGACGGUGGUGCGUCUGUGGUGCAUGGAGCGUCAGACCUACAGGACCAUCAUGACCAACAAGUCCAAGAAGAAACGUGAGCAGCUCAUGGGCUUCCUGAAGACGUCUCGUACUCUGAAGGACCUGAAUGAUGUCCAGUUGUCUAAGAUCCUUGAUUCCAUGGACGAGGUGAAGUACCAGGACAAAGAUGUCAUAGUUCGAGAAGGAGCUGAGGCGAACACAUUCUACAUCAUCCUGAAAGGAGAGGUCCUGGUGACUAAGAACGUGAACGGGCUUCAGAAGCACAUUCGCAGGAUGGGGAAAGGGGAGCAUUUCGGCGAACAGGCCCUCAUACGGGAAGUUUUGAGAACAGCCACCUGCACUGCCGACGGCCCUGUUACCUGCUUCUCCAUCGACAAGGAGGUAUUCGAGGAGACAAUUCCCAUAGAGCACCUGGAGCUGUUUGAUGACUCCAAAGUGCUGCAGGAGGCACAACUUCCAGAAAAGACAAAUCCCACAGUCUCCACCAUGAGGUUUAAGGAUCUGGUGCCUGUGCUGUACCAGGAGGGACGCUACCAAGGAGAACCGGUCACACUCGGAGUCGGAGGGUUCGGACGGGUUGAGCUGAUGACCACUGUGAAUCAUGGGAAAUAUUACGCCAUGAAGCGAGUCAGCAAGAAGCACAUUGUUGCCAAGAGACAGGAGGAGCACAUGCUGUUUGAGAAGAAGAUCCUGAAAGCCAUCCAGUGUGACUUCAUCGUCAGGCUUCACGCAUCUUUCAAAGAUUCCCGAUACAUCUACAUGGUGAUGGAGUUCUGUGGUGGAGGGGAGAUCUGGACCAAACUCAAAGAAGUAGGGCGCUUCGACGAGCCUGUCGCUGUGUUCUGCACUGCCUGCGUGGUGGAGGCCUAUGCCUACAUGCACAAGAAGAACAUCAUGUACCGAGACCUGAAGCCUGAGAACCUGAUGCUGGACAUUAGAGGCUACAUCAAACUAGUGGACUUUGGUUUUGCUAAGGAGUUGGUGCGUGGGGAGAAAACCUACUCCUUUGUCGGCACUCCUGAGUACAUGGCUCCAGAGAUCAUCAAGAACCAGGGACAUGACUUUUCAGUCGACUUUUGGUCCCUUGGCAUCCUGAUCUUUGAGCUACUGGUGGGAAGUCCUCCCUUCUCAAGUUCAGAGCCCCAGAAGAUUUAUGCAAAAAUUUUGGAUGGGGUGCUGAAGUUUCCACCAUAUCUGAGCGAGGCAGCCAAGUCCAUAAUCAGUAAACUUUGCAGACCUCGGCCGGGUCAGAGGUUAGGAAACACCAAGAAUGGAAUCAAAGAUGUGCGGCAUCACAGGUGGUUCAGCAGUAUGAACUGGCACAAGCUUCGGGAGGGUCAACUCAACGCCCCCACAGUGCGACUCAUACGCAAGGGUCCCUGCUACAUCAACUUUGAUCAGUUCCCUCUGGACCUGAGCAAGGCCGAGGAGGAGUUCUCCGGCUGGGACCGCGACUUCUGAUCCUGCAGAUUUUGAACGGAUCAAAAGGCCUCAUGAUGGUAGGAGCUCUAGGAGCUCUACACUGAAAUGGCAUAACCCACAUCAUGAUAAAUUGGUUCUUCGGAGCUGCAGGGAAUCACUAUUUCUCAAAAUAUUUAUCAUGGCUCCAUUGUUUCGACUUUAGGUAGUGAGGCAAGUGGCCGGAAAUAUGUGGACGGGUGGUGAAAGGUGGUUAAGAUGUUUCGUUUCUAAACGAACAAGUGACAAUAACACCCGUAUGAGACGAUGGCCCUGAAGUGUAAAUCAAUGACAAUACACAAACCACAACAACAUAAGAAAAUAACAAAUAAUAUUAUCUUAAGCUUAUUUGCUAUUGUGUUUUAUUGAUUUACCGUUGUGUUUUCUAGUUGUUGUUAUGUUAUGUUAUCGGGCUUCGGACAUCAGGGCCCCCGUAAUACUAACGCUUAUCCCUGAUCAGUUAAACACCUUUCUAAGUGCUAAUAAAGAGUUGAUAUGAUACAAUAUGUAUCAAAAGGUUGUCUCUCACCAAACCUGAAAAUAGAACUGAAAAAAUCAAGUCUACCACAUCUGCCAUAUCUGUGUUGUACUUUAAAGUUCAUUGUUUAGAGAUUAAAAGUGUUUAACAGCUCAUGGAAAAGCUGUUUAAUGCUUUAUUGUUGUUAAAGUUGUGUUUUUAUUGUAAAAUGUCACUUUUUUUCAGAGUUCAUCUUCGUUUUUUGGAAAGUCUGCUUCAGCUUAAAGUAAUUUAAAAAGAACAUAGACUGUCCUGAUGAAAUUUCAACUUGACUCAUUUAGUAAAUAAAGAUGCUCUUAUUGGCUA
This is a messenger RNA of Platichthys flesus (European flounder), 3212 nucleotides long. It is a transcript of the gene prkg3, whose product is annotated as protein kinase cGMP-dependent 3. Gene Ontology annotation, biological process: protein phosphorylation. Lineage: Eukaryota; Metazoa; Chordata; Actinopteri; Pleuronectiformes; Pleuronectidae. Bases 350 to 2392 code for a protein of 680 amino acids. Gene Ontology annotation, molecular function: cGMP-dependent protein kinase activity; ATP binding. The record is from RefSeq and is a predicted model, not a curated record. The transcript is spliced from 22 exons.